Messenger RNA from Bipolaris oryzae ATCC 44560, 687 nucleotides. RefSeq lists its product as uncharacterized. The record is from RefSeq and is a predicted model, not a curated record. NCBI's taxonomy places the organism in Eukaryota, Fungi, Ascomycota, Dothideomycetes, Pleosporales, Pleosporaceae. The transcript has 3 exons. The coding region runs from base 1 to 687 and encodes 228 amino acids.
AUGUCCGCCCAAGCCCUGAACCCAAAGCACCAACCUGCCCGCCAGCCCGCCGCCCGCAACUGGGCGCACACAGGCACAGCGAUCGGAGCCACUCACAGCCACUCAGCGCAGCGACCGGGGGCCACGACACCCGACCUUCCACGGCUCAGGAGACGGCGGGCCUGCGAUAGGGCAGUCCUUGCCACGACCCUCGCCGAGCCACUCGAGCCAUCGCCAGAGUUGUCUCAACGGGCAGAGGGCCGCAUCAAGCUGGCACGACGCUGCUCGGGGGCGCGCGUCAUACUGCCCUGCUGGCCUCGUGGCAUGCGCCCACCACCUCGCUCUUCUCAAAUCGUCGGUCACAAACUCCCCUUCUGGCUUCGUCGACACCGACUCGGGAGCCCUCGUCGCAGAUCACUCGCCUGCGUCCCCAAAGGACGAGAGGAUCCCGACGACGGCGGGCGGCAGUGUCGUCUGAGCGCCUGCAUCCUGACACACCCGGCCCAAGCCCUAUGGAACCGACGUGAUUCAGAUCUGACAAAGUCAUAUAUUUUGGCUGAUAUCCGACGCGCCGACGUAGUAGGCUCAUCCAUCAUCUCGUCGCCCUACAGCUGUCAAUCUAUGGUACCUACUGCUUCCCUGCGCCCUGGAUCCAUAGCCUUGCGCCCGGCGUGGCGGUGUGCGUAUGGCAUUGCAUCAAACGAGUGA